Messenger RNA from Stegodyphus dumicola, 856 nucleotides. RefSeq lists its product as uncharacterized. The record is from RefSeq and is a predicted model, not a curated record. NCBI's taxonomy places the organism in Eukaryota, Metazoa, Arthropoda, Arachnida, Araneae, Eresidae.
ACUAUCUCACCAAAACGUCUCCACAGUCUCACCAAAAAACACAGAAAAGUACAUACUGGUGAGACAAGGCAUGAUGUCGCUGAAAAGGAUUUAUGUAGUGGCUGCCUAUAUGACUUAUGCUGGAGCAGGGCCUGUUAAUAAGCAUACCUGGCAAGAGUUAGAAAGGUUUCCUAAAAAUCCAGAGUUAAGAGCAGCAUGGAUAAAGGCCAUUCGAAGGAUGAAUUGGGAGCCUACAAAAUAUUCACGAUUAUGUUCUGAACACUUUUCUGAAGAUCGAAUUGACAAAUAUUCACAACAUCGUGUUUAUCUCAGAGAAAAUGCAGUGCCUAAUGUCUUCAAGAAUUUUCCAACUUAUCUUCAGCAGACAACAAAGGAAGCUCGUGCCACUCAAGAUACCACUAAGGAGGAAGUUCAUAGUAGUCCUGUGGUAGUCCGUUCUCUUCAAGAUAUCAUUAAACAAGAAAUAAUGCGUCAGAAACCUACCGUGGUUCGUUCUCCACGAGAACUUCUUACAAAAAUUCUAAAAUAAACUCUUCACCCUUUUUGAAAACAAGAGUGAUCAAAAGAUAUUUAAUGGAUGGUUUUUCUAUAUUAAAAAAAUAAUAAUGCAUAUUGCAAUGUGACUUCAGGCAGAAGGAGAAGUUUCUGUUCUUCCUUGGACGUCACGUGAUUUUGCUUGGAAACAUAGUUUUAAAGUUAUGAUGUCAUUAUUUGUCACCUUGUUUUUCUUGUUUCUGUUUGAAUUUCUGUAAUAUUGAUUUAUUUUUUAUUAAUUUUAUUCCCUUGCUGUAAAGCAUUACUUGCAAAGAUAUUAAUAUAGGUCUUCUUGAAUUUUAUAAAUGUUAUUUCUUUGCUA